Molecule: messenger RNA, 1079 nt
Organism: Aspergillus saccharolyticus JOP 1030-1
Lineage: Eukaryota; Fungi; Ascomycota; Eurotiomycetes; Eurotiales; Aspergillaceae
Exons: 6
Coding region: 1-897 (298 amino acids)
Source: RefSeq, a predicted model, not a curated record
AUGACUGACUUUCGGCCACCGAAAGACGCACAUAUAUGGUUCAGAGUCAGAACGAUAGGUUGCGCCCUCCGCUUGACCCCAACUAAGGUCUCAUCUUUCCUCGGAAGAAGGAAGAACCACGAAGCGCACCACAGCGCCGCCCACUGUAGCUCGGGAAGUGAUGAGCCACUGGCGAAUAAUCUCAACUGUGGAUUCUGGAGACUUCAGCGGCAGAAUGCAAACAAAUGGUACAGUUUGCACCCUUGUGAUAUUACCCAGGGACCGAGUUUUCCUGUCCCCUACUAUGGGUUCUUGAAUCUCGGUAUGCAAGGACUUUCUGCCCCGGCCGCCGACGAGGAAGACGACGACGAAGAGGACGAUGAUGAUGAUGAUGAGGAGGAGGAGGCCCCCGCGGGCCGCAAGUCCCUCGAGGACCUGCUGGCCCAAUUCCUCGUUGGGCGUCGCGUUGUUGCCCCCGCCCCCACCGUCCGCCCCCCCGCCGAGGACGUGGCCUGGUGGCUCGAGGCCUCCGCCGAUAGCCAGGACGCUCUGGCGGUUGCUUUCCGGGCCGCGGCCGCGGCCGCCGACGCCGCAGUGGCAGCCGCCGAGGCCCAGGCCGACGCCGCCCGCCAGCUUGUGAGUAUUACCGCGCACCGACGUCCGACGGCCGCUUACGACGACAAUAUCGCUCAGGAAGAUGUUGAUAAUGAAGUAUCACCACCCCCUCCCACUCCGUUGAUGGGUGAUGGUCACACCAACGGCGCACCCGAGGAGAAGCAUGAUGACGACUACCGCCAGGUUUGGGAUAAGGUCUCGUCCACCCACAUAUGCUAUGAUCUGAAGGACCAAUAUUUAUCAUUCAAGCUACAUACAACCUUUUCCAAGCCCACUUCAGCCAACGGGCAAUGUACAGUAUAAGCAUGCCGGUAAAGACAAGACUUGUGAUUAGAUAGGAUGGCAGCCUCCAAAGUGGACGCAACUAGCUUUACGGUGCGUUGAUGCUAGUAUGGCGUGCCAGGGGAGCGCCUCGGGGACGCCUUUGCGAAAAACAAAUUCCGGGUCUUGCCGGCCGAACAGGGCCCAAGGAUGCCACUACAGAU